Messenger RNA from Cinclus cinclus, 781 nucleotides. RefSeq names its product interferon-induced transmembrane protein 1-like. The record is from RefSeq and is a predicted model, not a curated record. Gene Ontology annotation, cellular component: plasma membrane. The coding region runs from base 1 to 450 and encodes 149 amino acids. Lineage: Eukaryota; Metazoa; Chordata; Aves; Passeriformes; Cinclidae. Gene Ontology annotation, biological process: response to interferon-beta; response to interferon-alpha; host-mediated suppression of symbiont invasion. The transcript is spliced from 3 exons.
AUGGACGCGACGGGAGGGCGGGGCCUGGGAGGUGCCGCGCGUCUCCAGGCCAACGGUCCGCCACUACCGCCCUACGAGGUGCUACCGACAGGGGUGAGCAUGGAGGAGCUGCCCCGGAGCACGACCGUGCUGCUGGAGGAGCCGCCGCGGCCGCCCCGGGACCACCUGGUCUGGUCCCUCUUCACCACCCUCUAUGGCAAUUUCUGCUGCCUCGGCCUGCUGGCAUUCGUCUUCUCCGUCAAGUCCAGGGACCGCAAAAUGCUGGGUGACUACAGCGGGGCACUGAGCUACGCCUCCACGGCCAAGUGCCUGAACAUCACGGCCCUGGUGAUCAACAUCAUCGUCGUCGUCAUCGUUGUCACCAUCGUCGCUCUGGCCCUCGAGGGGGUCCUCAGCCACAUGAACCCCCCACCCUCGUACAGGCCGAAUCCUUUCUCCGGUGGCACUUAGUCCCCUCUUUGCCCUGCGGGCUGUGCUUCCCACCCCACACCUGCCCGGAGAGUUCCUCUCACCCCUCGGAGCUGGGGAGCUCCCUCAUGUCAUGGAAACUGCAAACUGACAAUCCACAGGCCCCUCCUGGGGGCCUGCUGGUGUCCUGUCCCACUUUUGUGGAGCCCUUGCUGAUGGCUGUCCUUGCUGGAGGUAUCUGGGGGUGGACGCUGCUCCCCAGGGAGGAGCGGAGCACCCCCAACCCCACCGUAGCCUGCUUGUUGCUUUCUUCUGGGUCUGGAGCCCCAGCUGCCCCAAAAGUAUUCCGAGGAGGAGCACCUGGUUCAGAGAA